CGCUCCCGACGAUCAUGUAAACAGAACUGACAUUAGUGACAGUGAAACCAUUUAAUGGCUGCACUAUUCACGCUUGUUGUCUGGUUACGUCUUAACUUACGAUACAACACUGACAUCGUAGUUCAUAUUUAAAAGUGGAAUGGCAGAUUCAUUUAUUAUGUUAUUUGAUGUAAUAUGCCACUUUCAAUUGUUUAUAAAUUAUUAUUUAUAAAUAAAUAGACUUAAUAGACAUUAUUUUCUUUUUAGUUUGAAGGUCUGAAGAGUGAAAGGCAGAUCACACGGUCACACGUUCGAUGUGUCAAUGACAAUCAAUUAAAUAAUCAAAAUCAAUGAUUUGAUUUGGUCAAAGUUUGAUAAUUUUGAGAUAGACACACCUCUUUACUUUUUGCAAAGUAAAAACAAAAAAUAUUUUCAUUUUUUGAAAGUAAAUACUAACCCAUCUCUACUUUUCAAGUGUGUAAAAUGAUUGGGUUUUGAUAUUCAUGGGUCUACUUAUAAUACUUAUAUAUAAAUUUUAAUAAAUGUAACCUCGAUUUGUUAACGCCAUUGAUUUUCUUAGUUGUUAAGCAUAUGUUUAUUUGUAAAAAGAUAAUGUAACAUCUCUUUUUUCACAAAUGUUAUACUAUAGGAUUUAAAUAUAUUGUCAUCCACGUAAAAAUGUACACAUUCUUUUUCCUACAUCCGAUAUGUAUUUACCCAAGAAGGCUAAUUAUUUAUCAAAUUCAUUUAUCUAUUUUGAGACGUAUCUUGUGCUGCCUGGGGCAAAGUGACCAACCCCUCCCCACCCAGAUGUCACUAAAGAAGUUAAUUGAGGGACGAUUUCUAUGCCCUAGAAGUACAUUAGACUUACCCCUUUUUGUAACCUUUACUACAACUUUUUUUCUCCUAAAAUUUGUGAAAACAUAAUCUUAAAUUUACAAAAGGAACUCUACAUAUGAUAUAAAUAUAUUUUAUAUUAAAGGAAUUUGAUAUAUUGAUAUCUUCAUCAAAAUUUUAAACAAACUUUUGCCUUGUUUUUUUAACUAUCAUAAAAUAAAAAAACGAAAAAUUCUUUUAUCUAAAGAAGAAUCUCGCAACCGUUUUUCUUGUCUAUAACAGAGUUGAGUCAUUUUUAAUCUCAUAAGUCAUAAAAAUACACAACCACUUUACUUUUCGCAAAGUAAAUACAAAUAUAUAUUUUCAUUCUCCAUUUUUCUUAAAUAAAUUUUCAAGUGUGUAAAAUGAUUGGGUUUUAAUAUUCAUGGGUAGUCUAUGCUUAUAUAAAUGUACCCACGUUUUGUUAAUGCCAUUGAUUUUCUUAAAUGGUAAACAUAUGUUUAUUUGUAAAAAGAGAAUGUAACAUCUCUUUUUUUCACAAAUGUAGUACCAUAGGAUUUAAAUAUAUUGUCAUCCACAUAAAAAUAUACACAUCCUGUUUCCUACUUCCGAUAUGUAUGUACCCAAGAAAGUUAAUUAUUUAUCAAAUUCAUUUAUUUAUAUUGAGACCUAUCUUGUGCUGCCUUGGGCAAAAAUUAACUCCCCCCCCCCCCCCCCCCCCCCUUUAAAAAAAAUUUGGAUGAGUUAUAAAUAGAUUAGUGUAUGCUAUUUGGCUAUGGAGUUUUGCUGCACUGAUUCACUUAAACGGAAUUUUCUUAUUAGAAGUAUAUUUAAUGGUCAAGUUUUUAUUACGUUAUAAAUUUAAUAAAAGUAUAUUUUUGGAAUUAAAAAAAGUAAAAACUUAUUAAAUGUUUAAAAUACAAAGCUAAAAUUUUUGUGUGUUUUAUUAACAAUUUAAAAAGCAAUCAAUUAUAUUUAUUAAUUUUACUUUUAAGAAGGGGAAAAUACAUUAUCAGUUUUGUAACAUGCGGUUAUUAAAUCAAAGAAACUUAAGAGGUUUGGCUAAAAUAGGCGAUUCGCGCUAUGAUGUUAUUUGCGUAUUUAUUUAAAAACAAAUGAAUUUGAAUUUUAUUUCGCAAUAUUAACAAGGCACUAAAAACAACUGAUUUUUGGGUUUUCCAGAUAAAUGUGAUUACAUUGUACGGUAAUUCGUAAAUUUUUGUUUAAUUUUUUUUUUCCAUAACUUUCAAACGCCUAAAAUGGCAUAUAAAAUGCUUAAAGACUCUCCCCUUAGUUCAUAUUUUAAAUGUAUUUUUAAUUUAUAAUAAUAAUACUUAAACUUUUACUAAAAUAAAGGAGGCUAUAUAAUAUUUUUUGCGCAAUUAAAUUUAUUCGAUUUCCGUAAAAUAAUAGGAAAUAACUAUGAUCGUUUUUUAGAAUCCGAACGUAUUUAAAUCUUUUCAGUUCUUUGGCGUUACGGUCAGCCUAGCUCAUUCUUAUAUAUAUUAUUUAUUAGGCUCACUAGUAGUAGUAGUUGGUCUGCUACUAUUACUAAUAGUUAGACUUAGGGUAAAUGAAUCAUUAAUUUUACAAAGUGUCUACAUGUCCGGCGACCAGACGAAUAAGUUCUAGAGAUAUUUGUCCAGCGACCUUUAUUUCUUUGUAAAAUUGUGUGUGUUUAAUAGUAAUAAUAAUAGGGUUGAAUUUAAAAUAACUAUCCUAAUAUUUUUUGAAAAAUGUUUCUUUCAAAAUAUAUGUUACAGUAUAUUACAAAGCUCUUAAGUCUUAAAAUACCCUGUAUUUAUAAAUUUUUUUUUCUUUUAUAUUCAAUUAUAUGAUUGUCAUUUAUUGACUGUAAGUUUACUUUUAUAGUAUUAUUUUUAUAUCUUCACUUGUUACUAAAAAUAUUUUAAACCUACCAACUAUUAACUUCAAUUUAAUUUCAUGUUUUCACAUAUGUAAUGAACAAAUGGGUAAAAAGUGACAAUGUUAAAUAAAGCGUGACAUGCCCACCGGAUGAAUAUCUCCCGCACUAUUUGUCCAGUCGCCGGACGUGUAGGCACUCUUUAAUUUACUGUUGCUUGUUUUUUUAAUUUAGGUUACCACCCUCGACUUAACAGUUUGAUUUCAAUUUUAACUUGCCAAUAGCCUAGCCUAAAUUUAAAUAUAGUUGCCUAAAUUGUCAAUUGGGUCAUUUGGAAAUAAGCUUGGCCUUGGACCUAACUUGCACCACUACUCAGUCUCAACCAGUGCUCAUUAUGACUUAAGUUAACUUUAAGACAAAUUAAGCUAUGUCCUAAGUACUGGAGUGUGGGGCCCACUUCCAAAGAAGUUAGUAGUGUUUUCGGAGACUUGCACUUCACAUUUAUGUUUCUGGGAUCAUCAUAAUAAUCAUAUAAAUCAAAAUUGUGCCCUUCUUUCUGGGAUCAUCAUAAUAAUCAUAUAAAUCAAAAUUGUGCCCUUCUUUCUGGGAUCAUCAUAAUAAUCAUAUAAAUCAAAAUUGUGCCCUUCUUUCUGGGAUCAUCAUAAUAAUCAUAUAAAUCAAAAUUGUGCCCUUCUUUCUGGGAUCAUCAUAAUAAUCAUAUAAAUCAAAAUUGUGCCCUGAUCAUAGAAUAAAAGCAUUAAGAAUAUAUGCUAAGUCAACAUGGCUUAAUGUCAUGUAAUGAAAUAUUAGAUGAAGCUAAUACAUUUUUUGUACUUAAUAUUCCAGAUUUUGACAUACUCUCCUAAUACAUAUUUAUCAAAAUGCCAUAAUUUGAUCUUUUUAAAAGUUUAAAAAAUUAUUUUGAAAUUUUAACAUUUUCUUUGCUUUGCUUGCAGCUGAUGAAUGCUGUACAAGUUUUAGAUUGAAUGCUGAGAAAAGGUGCAAUGUAAGUUAUAAUGUAGAAUAAUUGGAGUACAGUAAUUCUAGUGAAUAAAACUAACAAUGAUUUACAAAAUAAGCAUUGUCACAUCAUGCUUAUUCAAUACAUUUUCAUUCACAACCACUACUUUAAAAAGUGUUUGUGAAAAACAUAAAGUUUUCGUCAUUAGUAACUGAGUGUUAAAAUUACUGUUAUGGUUGACAGUAUCAAUGUGAUCACUUUGAUGGUUGUUUCACAUUUCUUUCCCAUUUCAACAAUAUUGCCUUUUUAAAAAUUGUUUUAAAUUUGCUAUCUAGGCUACUUUAGUAAUUCAGUUUAGUAAUCAGUUGAUAAACUAGCACAUCAAAGUCAAUAACAAAAAAGUAUUGAGAACUGAGAAAUUUUUGUUAAGGUUUUGUAAAUUUAUGGGUAAUUUAUUGUUAUCCUUAAAAUUCUCAGCAGAAUAUUCUGGAGAUCAUUAACGUCAAAUAAGAAUAUGAGUUCAGUUAAAUGCCAAUCAAUGUCACAUACAAGAGCUCAAGAGACAAUUAAGCAUAUGAAAGACUUAACAGCAGCCAGGACAUAUGACUCUGAUGGCCUUAGAAGACGAGCAGCAUGUUUAUGUUUUCAAGAUCAAAAUGAGAAGGAGGUUAGUUAUUGUGUUACUUAUCCCUAAUCACAUAUUUAUAUUUUUUAAAUUAAUUGAGUCAUUUUGAAUUUUAAAAUAUUACUAUCGUAAAGUUAACACAAUUUUACUCUUUUAUGUUUAUUAUCCCUUAAGGUAAAGAUGGACAUUUUUCAUAAUUAAUUAAAAAUGUGAAUUUGCUUGUACUUAACUAUUUAAAAAUGUAAGAGAUUUUAUUUUACAUUUGGGUGCACAAAGCAUAUUUUCUAUAACUCAGAUACUGUUAGUCAGCUCUACCCAUGAUAUCAGUAAGUGGAUUGUUCCAGGGGGUGGCAUUGACCCUGGAGAGGAGACAGCAGCAGCUGCAGAGAGGGAAGCACAUGAAGAAGCUGGUGCUAUAGGAGUAUUGGAUAGGCUAGUUGGAGUUUUUGAUGUAAGCUCUAGCCUACAGAUACAAAUUAAUUUUUGUUUUAAAAUCCAGUGUAGUGUGGUGAUACAAAUAUUUAAUACAACUUCUUAAUAACAGUUCAAAGAACAGGAAAAUAAUCAAUGUAACAUAGAGAUAUUUCUUUUUUUUUCUUUUCUGAAGUACCGGUAACAGAUAUAUUUGUAGUAUAUUUCUUACAAUCUUUGAAAUGUAAUGAAUUUUAUUGAAACAGCACCUACCCACAUCAAUUAUUUUGGUUUUUAAGCUCACAUAUUAUAUUAAUAAAUGCUGAAAAAUUCAUGUUAAAAAUGUCUAAUCUAUUUUGUGUGUCUUAAUAUGUCUAAAUAAUUGUAAUUUCUAAAAUAUUUAGAACGCAGAGAAAAAGACAAGAACUUGGGUGUAUGUAUUCUAUGUUGAACAUCUACAAGAACAUUGGACAGAGUCAAAAAGUCUUGGUCAGUUUUUUUAUUUUUUAUUCCAUACUUCUUGUUGAAUCCACAUGUUCAGUAUUCUUAUUUAUAAUUAAAUUAGAAAUCACAAAGUAGCCAGGAAGUAUAAAUUCAAUCAAGUUUUAGAGUCAUUUAGAUACCAGUAACAAAAAUAAGACAUGUUACAUCCACCAUACAUUACCAUUCAACAAAUAGAAAGUCUUGACGCUUGAAAAUUAUUUCAGCCCUCUUAUUUAUCUGUGUAUUUCAGCUCGCAGUCGACAAUGGUUUACUAUAGAAGAAGCCAAACAGAUGCUUUCAAUCCACAAACCAAGUCAAAUUCAGUACAUUGUGAAAGCUCUUGGAUCAAAGAUGUCCUAGCAAUUAUAACUUGGAUAAUUAUCUGUGACAUAUUGACGUCAUUUUAGUUUUGUGUAGGGCCAUCGAUAUAAUAUUUAUACUAAUACCUCAACAUUAUGAAAGUCUUAAGGUAAAAGGUAUUUCUAUGUUUUUUCAGUCCAAGGAAUGCCAUUUACCUCUAAUAGUAAAUAAUAGACUUUAUGAUGAAUUAAGUUUAUUCAGGGCUUAAACAGUUUUAGUUAUUUGUAGCAAAAUGUGUUACUUUUUAUUUUAAGAACAACUUAUGUUCUUUUUUGAUAGUAUUUUAGUCAAAAGUUGUCACUCAAUAAUUUCAGUCUUGUAAAUUGUAUUUUACAUUUAUUUUAAAAAUCUGUUGUUUUUUUCUUUUAAAUAAAAGAACAGGAUAUUGUAACAGGAAGGCUCCAAAUCAAAUUAAAACUUGUAAUUUACAUGUUGGGGACUGUUUUUUAAAAGUGCCUUUUAAUUAACUUUGUCUUUUUAAUUUAAAGAUUAUCCAGAGGUCUUGAAACCCUAAUUUCUCAUGUAAUUUUUUAAAGGCUUGCCAUCUUCAGCACUUGACUCUACGAUAUGUAAUUUUCUCAUAAAAUUUGGGAUAAUAACAAAGAGAAUUUUUUUUGUAGCAAGUAGUAUUUUGAAACCUUUUAUGUGAUGAUAAUAAAAUGCAAUUAUAUCAUUGUUAGUUUAGAGCACAUGACUGGGAUGAUCAAAUCAGUGGAAAUAAAUUUCACAUCUAUACUGUUAAAAAACUAAUUUCUGAUGGUGUGAUACAUCUUUUCACUAAUUUCAAGAGUUGUGUUACUAAUUUGACCAAAGAUUAUGGAUUAUACUUUUUACAUAUCAAUCAUAAACAAGAAAGAGAAAUGUCACUUAAGUCUUAAGAUAAGAAUAAUUUUUUUGGUUAAGCUCUAGUUAAUGUUUUUAUAAAUGGAGAACAAAUUACUUUUAUUCGCACAGUGCUCACUCUGAUAUAUUUAAUUUUGACUAUGAUUUAUGAUAGUCUCCAUUAAUAAUAAAAGAUUUCUAAAAGCUAUUAUUGCUCUAUGGACCCAGUAUUUGUCUACAUUCUUAGAAAUAGUGAUAGAUUAAAAUAACAUUUUUUAGACCCAAUUCUGUUUCUCAUGAUUUAUGAAUCUCUAUAAUACAAGAAUAAUUAUAUUAAUAUUAUAUUUAGCCUUUGAAACCCUUAAGUGUUUUAUAACAUGACGGUAUUACUUUUGUCUUUAAGGUUAGUCCUAAAUAGCAAUCUGUUGUUAGAAAGUUUGAUACUGCUGCGUAACAGUCCUACAAAUUGUCUGUCCUUUAUAUGUUAACUGAAGAUAAGAUCAUUCUUUUGAAAUGGAUUACUUAAUGUUCUAUGUAGGAGAGGAGGAAAAGUAUUUACAUCUGCCAUAGUCCAAGUAAUUGACUCAAUAAAUGGAAAUAACAUUUUGCCUCUCUUGCCCUCAUUGAGUACAGUAAAAUGUUUACAAAGCUAAAUUUAUUAUAUUUUCCUUAAACUUAAGUCCCAUGUUAAAAGAUUUUGAAAAUUGCAACUUUGCAUUACAUAUCAAUUUGUAUCAUUUUUCUCAAAAAUAAAUGAUGGAAAUUUUUUUUUUAACCCACAAAGAUAGACAACGCUUGAUAUCAAAUCUCACUAGCAAUAAACAAAUGUUAUAUUGAGAUUCAAGAAAUCUUUCAUUUAAUUUAGCGUUGAAUUACCUAUGUGUUUUUAUUGAGUCUAUAUAUAAUCACCAAAGAAUUAUUUAUUAUAAAAAGUUAGUCAAAUAUUAUUUGGUUAUAUAGCUGGAGUGUUUCUCAAACUUUCAUUUGAACCCAAUACACUGUUGUGAUACUCAAAUACUAAGAUAUGCCAGACUUUGUUGACAGAAUUUGAAUGGGUUUUUUGGGGUUUAUUUUAACUAAUCACUGUGAAGGAAAAUAAUCAGAAAAUGGAUUUGUUGUUUUUUUUCCAUUUUUGAAAACCAUAACAACUUAAUAAAAUAAUUGAUGUCAUCAUAAUUCAUAAAAAUGCUAUUUUUUCAUUUAAUUCCAAGUCCAUUUCAUUUUUUCAAAUUUGGAAAAAAAUAAAUAAUUAUGCCAUGAAAUAGAAGGGUUGAAAAAACUGAAGUAAGGAGGACAUAUGUUGUUUGGUGAUCUGAUCCAUAAUCUUUUAAAAUGUAUGGCUUAUUAUUUACACUAUGUGUAUCACGUAGUCCUAUACAUGUAUAAUGCAAAUGCUUUAGCUCUAAUUUAUGGCAGUGCAUGUAAAUAACAGAAUACUAAUUUGAUUUCAGUAAAACUAUUGGGCAGUUUGUGUAAAAUAAUGAUAUAUAAACAUGGAUUUCAGCCAUUCAGGGAUUACCUUGUAUGUUGUUAAUAUGGAAUGUCUGGGGAAAUCACAUGACCAAGUUCUCAUUCAAAUAAUUGUUGCUUAAAGUGAAGUGAGAGAAUGAUGAGCACCAGUCGGUGCUAUCCUUGAAUUUCCCUUUAUUCGUGUCAUCCAUGAAAUUAUAACUCUGCAAGCAAUACUUGAACAGCCUACCAUAAAUUCUUCUAUAUUUUGUGGCUCUGAAUUCUCAAAUAUAUUUUAUAUAAAGGAUUUAGCAAGAUGUCUUAAUUUAACAAUCAUUAAAGAAAGUCACAGAUUGAUUAGAAGGAAAACAGAUCUGAUGUUCAAUUUUUUUAAAGAAAAUGUGAAGAAAAAAAUAAUAUUUAAAAUAUUCUAAUGGGUUUGGGGGGGUCAUCCAUAUUUAAAAAAAAAAAUUUGUAACCGGUAACAAAAACAAUGAAUCUCCUUCUCCCUGUUGCAACUUUUUGACAACCCCCAAAGAUUCUAUGAUUGUUAUAAUGCUUGUUAAAACCCAGUCACAGCCUUUUACCACAUCUCCUUAUAAAAUGGAUGGCCCCAUUUCUAGCAUAGUUUUGGUUCUAGAUGUUCAGAGGACAUCAUUAGGGAAAGUAGCCAAUACGAUUUUAUAUUGGCACCUAGCUAAUGUAUCCUAAGCCAGUGGUUUUAAAUGAUUUUACACCUGCAGAUUGUGAGAUGAGGUGAAUAUUGCAUAGGCCAUUAACAGAAUACUAUUGGGCAGUUUGUGUAAAAUAAUAAUAUAUAAACAUGGAUUAUAAGAAAUAUUUUAGGGGUUUGUGAAAACAUCAUAUCAGGUAGAAAUUAAAUAAAAACAAGGUGUUCUGUCACUGCUGUUUCUAUUUAAAAGCGUGAUAAAAUGAAUAAUAAUAAUCAUAAGGGGUCUUAUAUAGCGCGGUACCCCAGCCUAAUGCUAGAAUAUUUCAUUCACAAGUUUUCAAAUGCAUUAUGUUGUGGUAUUUUAGGUUGUUUUUAAAUCAUUUUGUAAGGACAUAACUGAAAUGCAUGAAAAAGAAUAGAUAACUAUGCAAAAAUAAGAACAACUGUUAAAGCGUUUAUUUUUGUCCGUUUUCUAAAAAAAUUAUAGCUACUUUUAUAAAUUAAUCAUGGUAAUAUGUCGUUUGCACCAGUUGAUAUUUACACAUUAUAUUUGAUAUCCAAGUAAUAAAAUUAAAAGCCGAAGUCAUUCAACAUGAAAAUAAACUUUAUUUAAAAUUGGUUUUAUGCAUGUACCGGUAUUACAAAAGUUUGGUUCCAGUAUUUAGCGUACUUAGUUUCCAGCACUAUAAUUUGCCUUACAAUAAAUAUAAUACAUUAAAGCUAGCGUAGAAAGCCAUUUCUUAUCAAAGCUUCGUUUGCGUUGAUAUUAUUCAUGGUUAGUACAUCCUACAAUUUAACAUAUCAAACAUGUAGUCCACGUCCUGCUCACCUGUUUGUAUUUAUUUUAGAAUUAAAAGCAUUUUCUGAUGAUGUCUUGAGGUUUUUUUUUACUCUCGAGGAGUUGACGUAUUGUAUGUAAGUUUUUUACGAAUAAUACUACACCCAUGUGAAUGAUAGGGACAGCUAAAGUUGAUUUUCGCUGACUGAUUCUAUUAUAUCAUGUAUUUCACAGCAUUUUGUGCUCUUGGAUCUAUGGUACCUCACUCUUAUGGCUAUGAAGAGAACACAGACUGUUUGUCUUUUGUCUUAAUGAUUGCUGUUAUUUUUUUUACCAAAUGUAAGUAUAUUGUAAAACACUACUUUAAAUAAUGUUAAAAGAUAAGUUGACAUGGCAUUGUGAACUUGCUUACUUAUACAAAAACAUUUGAACAUUUCAAAACAUACUAUAAAAUUCUUUUUAAACUGUUAACUUCGAAAUAAUAUUUUGGACUAAGUGAAUGGCAAUAGUAUAAAAUAUAAUAGCUUACAGUAUUGUCUCUCAUUUAAAAUUAACAAACAUAAGCACUGGGCAAAAUCCUCAUUUAAUUUUAAAUAUAAUUAUUACUGUAGCAUAACGAUAAAUGAACAUAAGUUUUAAAAAAAUGAAACAAUGAACUACUAAAGCCAUGUAUUUUGAUGUUAACAUGUGCCCACAAUAUUAAUCAAUAGAGUACUACACAACUCAACAACACAACAAGAAUGAUGAAACAAAUAGCUAAGUCUGUCUUUUUUUAACUAAAAUUUAGUUAUUUUCGCUUCCAGUGGGAGAACUGUUGUCAUUGUAAGUGGUAUUAGCAAUUGUACUGCAACUGAUUGGCUUCAUUGUUCCCUCUAAUUUUACUUCCCUCUAAUUUUCUGAAGCUGUGUGUACAAAAUACUGUGUUUGAAACAUUUUUGUGUGUGAAAUUUAAGAAAAAUCUAGUGUGACAUUUUAUAACAUAUGACUCAUUUGUUUGGGUGCUGGGUGGCUGAAUGGUCUCAAUUGAGCAAAUCUCAAGUUGGUGGUCUGGAGUUCAAUUCAAGCCAAAAGUACAGUCAAGCAAAAACAUCACCAGCACCCCAGGUGGAUGGGACUGUUAACCUUGGAUGGCAACCUUGCGGAUUUCGUCCUCCGAAGUCUUCACUAUCGUCACAUUGUGAUUGAUAUAUAUACCCAGCAAUUGUUUGAAGGGUUUGAAAAAUUGAAUCCAGAAAGUAAUAUGUUUUAAAUUUAUGUGCACACUGGCUUCAGACUUCAGAUUUCAGCAGUGUUCAGAGGGGGAGCAUUGAUACGUCAGUGCCGCGGAGCCCUUGAGAAGUGCAAGUGGAGCACAGGCUAAGAACCAAACUCUUAGCCUAUACACCAUUUUAGCUGUGUCCACAUUUUGCUGUCACAUUAUUUCCAGCUUGAAUGAGGGAUUCAAAUACCUAUUUAUAAUUUUGUG
This is a messenger RNA of Lymnaea stagnalis (great pond snail), 10707 nucleotides long. The record is from the annotation of a GenBank genome assembly. NCBI's taxonomy places the organism in Eukaryota, Metazoa, Mollusca, Gastropoda, Lymnaeidae.